Molecule: messenger RNA, 7186 nt
Organism: Epinephelus lanceolatus (giant grouper)
Lineage: Eukaryota; Metazoa; Chordata; Actinopteri; Perciformes; Serranidae
Gene: dctn1b
Product: dynactin 1b
Biological process (GO): establishment of mitotic spindle orientation; nuclear migration
Cellular component (GO): axon; kinetochore; spindle pole
Source: RefSeq, a predicted model, not a curated record
GAGCCUGGAUGUUUUUCCCCUCUGUCUCUGCUCCGCUGUUUUCACUCCGGUCCAUUCAAUCGGAGGGGUGGAUCGUCCACCGUCUGCUCCCCAGAAACUUUCUGACCGAGCCAAAAAGAUCCUGCCGGCUUUCCUCUGGCAGCAGCAGAGAGGAGGGACGAGGAGUUUGGAGAGCUCAGGCUGUGCUGUGAGGAUCAGGAGAGGGAUGGUGUGAUUCUGUAAAGAGAGAGGAAGAGGGAGACGCUCCAGCAGCAUCACCGACCCCCCACACCCCUCUCCUAGACCCCCUUCUGUCUGGCUGACGCUCUCCCGAAUAACACUCGAGACAGGCGGUUCAGGGGCAACCAGGAAACAUGUCACAGACCAGGAGGAGCACAUACAGCCGGACCACCAGCAGCGGCAGCAGCAGGAUGAGCUCGGACGGGGGAGGGCGGCCCGUCAAAGUGGGCUCCCUGGUGGAGGUGAUUGGGAAGGGGCAGCGCGGCACGGUGGCCUACAUCGGCAACACACUGUUCGCCUCCGGGAAAUGGGUGGGAGUCAUCCUGGACGAGGCCAAGGGCAAGAACGACGGCACUGUGCAAGGCAAACGCUACUUCACCUGUGAGGAGAAUCACGGGAUCUUUGUGAGACAGUCUCAGAUCCAGCUGGUUGAUGAUGGGGCCGACACAACGUCUCCAGAGACGCCUGAGCCCGGCACUGGGAAGGUUCCCAAACGCGAGAUCCUGGAGACGCCCAAGUCCACUAAACUGCGAGGAGUGAAGCCCAAAAAGGUGCUGCAUGUUUCUCUAACCUCGACUCCUGCACCCCGGAAGACCACGGCCAGAAGGCCCAAGCAGCCCACCCGGCCUGCAGGUGGGAAGGGAGCUGCGUCCGGCUCGGCCUCGGCCUCUGCUGGAGAGAUGAGCAGCAGCGAGCCCAGCACGCCGGCCCAGACUCCUCUAGCUGCACCGGUCAUCCCCACGCUCCACUCACCUGGAAACCCUCCGGCCCCCGUCCCCAGCAAGGAGGACGUCACUAUGGAAACACAGGAGGAGGAGGCGCUGCGUGGUCAGGUGAAAGACCUGGAGGAGAAGCUGGAGACGCUGAAGAUGAAGCGGACGGAGGACAAGGCCAAGCUGAAGGAGCUGGAGAAGCACAAGAUCCAGCUGGAGCAGCUGCAGGAGUGGAAGACUAAGAUGCAGGAGCAGCAGGCCGAGCUGCAGAAACAACUCAAGGAGGCCAAGAGGGAGGCAAAAGAAGCCAUGGAGGCGAAGGAGCGUUACGUGGAGGAGAUGUCGGACACGGCAGAUGCGAUCGAGAUGGCCACUCUGGAUAAGGAGAUGGCCGAGGAGAGGGCGGAGUCUCUGCAGCUGGAGGUCGACUCCAUGAAGGAGAAAGUGGACGAGCUCACCAUGGACCUGGAGAUCCUCAAGCACGAGAUCGAAGAGAAAGGUUCUGAUGGCGCAGCCUCCAGUUACCAUGUGAAACAGCUGGAAGAGCAGAACGGGAGACUGAAGGAAGCGCUGGUCAGGAUGCGUGACCUGUCAGCGUCAGAGAAGCAGGAACAUGUGAAGUUGCAGAAGCAGAUGGAGAAGAAGAACGUGGAGCUGGACGCUCUGAGGAGCCAGAAAGAAAAACUGCAGGAGGAGAUGACGGUGGCAGAAAAGACCAUCGACGAGCUCAAAGAGCAGGUGGAUGCAGCCCUGGGAGCGGAGGAGAUGGUGGAGACUCUGACGGAGAGGAACUUGGACCUGGAGGAGAAAGUCAGAGAGAUGAGAGAGACGGUCACUGACCUGGAAGCUAUAAACGAGAUGAAUGACGAGCUGCAGGAGAACGCCCGAGAGACGGAGCUGGAGUUGAGGGAGAUGUUGGAUCUGGGUGCAGCCAGAGUCCGAGAGGCAGAGAAACGUGUCGAAGCUGCGCAGGAGACCGUCGCUGAUUACCAGCAGACCAUCAAGAAAUACCGUGAGCUCACGGCCCACCUGCAGGAGGUGAACAAAGAGCUGACCAGCCAGCAGGAAGCCUCAGCAGAGCUGCAGCAGCAGCCGCCCGCAGAGAUGUUUGAUUUCAAGAUUAAGUUUGCAGAGACGAAGGCCUACGCCAAGGCCAUUGAGAUGGAGCUGAGGAAGAUGGAGGUGGGUCAGGCCAACAGACACGUCUCUCUGCUGACCUCCUUCAUGCCAGAGUCCUUCCUUCGUCAUGGCGGAGACCACGACUGCAUCCUGGUGCUGCUGCUCAUCCCCAGACUCAUCUGCAAGGCGGAGCUGAUCAGCAAACAGGCCCAGGAGAAGUUCGACCUGAAUGAGACCUGUGUGGAGCGAGCGGGGCUGAAGGGAGCCGUCGGGGAGCAGCUGAGCUUCGCUGGCGGUUUGGUCUACUCGCUCAGUCUGCUGCAGGCCACGCUGCAUAAAUAUGAGCAGGCUCUGGCUCAGUGCAGUGUGGACGUCUAUAAGAAGAUUGGCUCUCUGUACCCUGAGAUGAGCGUGCACGAACGUUCUCUGGAUUUCCUCAUCGACUUGCUGCACAAAGACCAGCUGGACGAGACGGUCAACGUGGAGCCGCUCACCAAGGCCAUUAAAUACUAUCAGCACCUGUACAGCAUCCACCUGGCAGAUCAGAACGAGGACUGCACCAUGCAGCUGGCUGAUCACAUCAGAUUUACCCAGAGUGCCUUGGACUGUAUGGCGGUGGAGGUCGGUCGUCUGCGGGCGUUCCUGCACGCCGGUCAGGAGAAGGCCAACCUCGCCGUGCUGCUGAAGGACCUGGAGACGUCCUGCAGCGACAUCCGACAGUUCUGCAAGAAGAUUCGCCGCAGGAUGCCAGGAACCGACGCGCCGGGCAUCCCGGCAGCCCUCAACUUCGGACAGCAGGUGUCCGACACCCUCUCAGACUGCAGGAAGCACCUGACCUGGGUGGUGGCGGUGCUGCAGGAAGUGGCAGCAGCUGGAGCUCAGAUGAUGUCACCUCUCGGAGAACAGGAGGGGCUGUCAGCGGUCAAACUGGAGGACGUGGCGUUCAAGGCAGGAGAGCAGAUUUAUGGCUCUCAGGGCGCCAACCCCUACGAGUGUCUGCGGCAGUCCUGUGGCAUCGUCAUAGCAACCAUGAACAAGAUGGCCACUGCCAUGCAGGAGGGAGAAUACGACUCAGAGAGGCCUCAGAACAAGAACCCUCCACCUGUGGAUCUGCGAGCGGCCGCUCUUCGGGCUGAAAUCACCGACGCUGAAGGUCUCGGCCUGAAGCUGGAGGACAGAGAGACGGUCAUCAAAGAGCUGAAGAAGUCUCUCAAGAUCAAAGGAGAGGAGCUGAGUGAGGCCAACGUGCGUCUCAGUCUGCUGGAGAAGAAGCUGGACAGUUCGUCCAAAGACGCAGACGAACGUGUCGAGAAGAUUCAGACUCGCCUGGACGAGGCGCAGACGCUGCUGAAGAAGAAGGAGAAGGAGUUCGAGGAGACGAUGGACGCUCUGCAGGCCGACAUCGACCAGCUGGAGUCGGAGAAGGCCGAGCUGAAGCAGCGAAUCAACAGCCAGUCAAAGAUGACCAUCGACGGACUGAGAGGAACCGGGCCGUCAGGAAUCGCCUCCAUCAUCACGGGAAUGGCUGGAGAGGAACAAAAAGCGAACAUGAUGUCAGGCGUCGGGUCAGGUUCAGGUGUCCAGGUGAUCGACUCUCCUCUGCUGACUCAGCAGAUUGAAGCUCAGAGACUCUGCAUCAAACACCUGAAGAACGACAACAACAGACUGAAGGCUGAGAAGAUGCGCGCUCAGCUCGCCUCUCUGCCUCCUCUUCAUGUGACCAAACUUCCCUCCAGAGACGGAGGUCGUCCUGAAGUGCUCUCCAGCGCCCUCUACCGCAAGACCGACCAGCUCCUAGAGACUCUGCUGCAAAUGAGUGCCAACGUCAAGGUGGUGGACAUCACUGGGAAAUCUCCAGUGACACCUGGUGCUCAGCUGCUGGAACAGACGGCCAGAUUACAGUCUCUCAGUGACACUCUGGGUAGACUGAAGGACGAAGUGGCAGAGCACGUCGUCCACCAGCAUCCUGGAGCUCGAGUUGCAUCUGAUUUUGCGACGUUCCCUUCAACUUCAUUUGUGAAGGCGAAGGAGGAGAAGCAGGGCGACACAGUGCUGGUGGGUCGGGUCAUGGUGCCGUGUGCCCGUGGUCAGGAGCAGGUCCACCGCCUCGUCCUGUCACAGUCUCAGCUGCAGAGAGUUCACAGUCUGCUGCGGACCUAAACGCCACCUGCCCUGCGAUCCUGCCUGCUGCACCAACACAACACCACCACCACCACCACCCCCACCACCCAUCAUCAGCUUGGCAGCCUGGUCUCCACCCCGGGGCCGAACAUGUCAAACCAGGAAGUGUUUCACAUCGCUAACGAAGAGAUUACAACCUGCAGGAAGUGAUCUUUAUCUGUCUGUCGUUCAGGGCUGUGAGUUUGAGAUCAGUUUAAUCUGAACAUCACUUUGGAUUUUAGAUAUCUAGAACUUGUUUGGUCUGUCUUUUAGUGAGCUGAUCAAUCGACAGAAAAUUAAUUGGAAACUUUUUUGAUUACUUUUUAAAUUGUUUUAGUCAUUUUAAGCUAAUUCAAGUUAAUAAUCUGUGACUGCUGCUUCUUCAGUGUGAGAUUUUGCUGCUUUCCUUUGUGACAUCUGACAGUUGACUGAAUAUUUUUUAGUUUUGGACAGUUUGUUUUAACAUUAUACAAGAAAAUAUCACAUGACAACAAAAGUGGAAACUUUCUAGCAUUUCUUUCAUCAGUCUCCAGUCAAAAUCAGAUUCAACUGAACUUCAGGGUUCCCACACUUAUUUUUUACAUCAAAUUCAAGGACUUGUCAAGGACUUUCCAGGCCCAUUUCUCUCAAAAUCAAGGGCCCAACCCAGCAUAGUUUAAAACACAGAUCAAAAUUAAUUACUGUUACACACUGAGAAUUUUAGGCUCAGUUUCUAUUCUUGUGCACUGAAUAACCUGUGUCUAUUUUAAAAACAUUUGAGGCUGAAAAAUUUAUUCUUUCCCCCUCAAACUCAGACUUUCAAGAAUUUCAAGGACCUGUGGGAACCCCGAGUCUUAGUUUUUCUUAAGUGACUUGUAUCAGACUGCUCAUCUCUCACCUACAGCCCUGCAUGUUGUAACUUACAGACUGUGAGGCGAUCACAGAUCCAUCCUCACAACUGAAACGUCUGAGUUCAGUUUUGUUGCCGUAAACAGUAGCAGAUAUCCUUGUACCUGCGGUUCUGCAUGCUGCCCUGAUGUUCUGUUGUUAUUUAGUUUUAUCAGACUGGUGUUUGGCCCCGGGGUGAAACCUGCACAGCGUGGUUUCUAUCCGAACAUUGGAUGUCGCUCCGUGUUUCUAUCACUGUUAAAGCUACGCAGUAUUACUGUAGAAGGAUCAUGACUGUGUUGUAAAUCUUUAAUCAGGUGUCACUGUGGCGUGCUCCAUUUUUAUAUCUGUCUAAAGGGAAGUAAGGAUCAUGUAAUUUAGAAAUGAAGCAGAUUAAUAUCAGAUUUGUCCGUUUACAGGAGUUUCACUGUGGUUUGAUCAAAGAGACUUUUUGCACAUUUAACGACCACAGAGGAGACGACGUCCUGCACGCUGAGUUUACUGAAUGGAACUUUAUUUCACUGACGAUCUGACGACAAAAACAUUUCAGUGAUGAAGUUAACAUGCCAGCAAACUCCAGGGGCCAGAUGCAUAAAGGACGAGUACGCACAAAAACAUGCCCACGCCUUUUCUCACAUAUAAACCAAUAUUCAUGAACGAAGAAUGUGCACACGCCAUGCAGACGUCAGACCAGAUGUGCACAUGGUUUUGGCCAAGAUAGCUGCGAUGAUAUGACGAGGCACAUUUAUUUAAUUUUUAAUAAUUUGAGUGAUACGUGUCAUCAUAUUUUUUUUUACAUUCAUCUCCCUGUUAGUGAUCGUUCAUUAUCCUGUGAAGCACUUUGUAAAGUCAGUUUGAACUUGAGCACUACGAAUGAAUCAUUGAUCAUCCCUCUGACGUUUAAUGAUCACAAUGAUUGAGAUUUUCCCGUGAUGAUGAUUUGCAGGGAUGUGAUGAAUUAGGGGAACGAACACUACAAAUUGCCAAACCGGUCAAACCUGGCACCGUUGGAGAAACUCAGCAAUGCAACACCGUCAGUGACAUUGCUCCUUAUUCAUCGUAUUUGUCAUGGACAGGUCUGAUGAGUGAUGGAGGGGCACAAGUAUCGAUACGCAAAUAUGUUUGAGGGCGUGUCUACAUCUGUUUAUGGGAAAUUUUGGGUGUGGAAAUGAGGCUCGUGCACCAAAUUGAUUGAGAUUCAUAAAACAUAAUCUGGCUUUAUGAAUCUGACGAAAACAUUGCGUGAAUCUGCUCCGAGUUUUAUGCGUCUGGCCCCAGUGUGUGUGUGUGUGUGUGUGUGUGUGUGUGUGUGUUAAGGAUUUUGUGUUCUGCUCUGUGGUUUGAUUGAAACUUUGCGGACUGCACAGAAGAGAAGCUGAAAAAACCUCGAAGAUUUACUGUGUAAAAUGCAGAUAAAUUAAAUUCUUUUGCAGAUUUUUCAUGUUUAUUUAAAAACUCAGAUGAAGCGUUAGAUGGUUUAAAUUAUUUAGUAUUUAUUACACUUGUGCUGUAAACUCCAGUGAGCUGACUACUUUUACACGCUCGGUAUAAAAAAAAAAGACACGCUGGUUGUUUUGGUAAAGUUACUGAAAAACAAAAAUCCAGAGACGUGUGUGUUACUGUUGUUCUGUUUCCUGUUGCAGUUUCAAACGUCGUCCGAGCCUUAAACCUGCAGAGAGCCUCGUGGUAAAGAGCGGUCACCUGCCUUAUGUUUGAUUUGAUCCGAUCAAACCUCGUUUAAAGCAAAACUUCAUCUUUGCCAAAGAAUCUUUGUUUCUCGUCACCACGUUUGCCACGGCUGAUUUUAAAAGGCUUUUAGUUUAUUAAUCCAUGCUAAUUAUUUUAUUUAAUGAUCUGUUAGAGUAUUUAUGUUUACAGUGUCGUCAUGACUUGAAGUUUUAUUUGAUGAUUAAUUUAAUUAAUGGGCAUAGUGCAUCUACACAGCUGUAGUUACAGAAGGACGUGUGUUAUUUAUUCAUGGUGUUAUUUAUCUGUGCAGCUGAUGUUCUGACUUUGCAGCUUGUCUAACUUGUCUUACCUUCUCCUCCUGUGGCUUCCUGCUCUCGCACAACCGAUAACUGAUCAAUAAAGACAUUAAAGCCAGUGUA